AUGAGGGAGGAAGACCCUGGUUCAGAGAUGAGGGAGGAAGACCCUGGUUUAGAGAUGAGGGAGGAAGACCCUGGUUUAGAGAUGAGGGAGGAAGACCCUGGUUUAGAGAUGAGGGAGGAAGACCCUGGUUUAGAGAUGAGGGAGGAAGACCCUGGUUUAGAGAUGAGGGAGGAAGACCCUGGUUUAGAGAUGAGGGAUGGCUUGUACACACACUCCUCCUCUCACGUGUAUCAGUUUGUGAACAUAUCAAAGACCUGGGCUGAAGCUCAGAAUUACUGCAGAGAGAAGUACAUCGACCUGGCCACCGUAGACAACACAGAGGACAUGGCCAGACUGAGGAAAGUUAUCGAUGGUUCCAGUGGUAUCAAGGACAAGGUCUGGAUAGGGCUUUAUGACAACAUAAACAGCUGGAAGUGGUCUUUAGACAACAGUGAUUACUACUCUGACAGGACUGAGUACGGUAACUGGUACGCAAAUGAACCAAACAAUGUUGGUUCCAGCCAGUACUGUGUUGUGAUUGAAGAAAACGGGCAUUGGAAUGACAUAUCUUGUGCAAUAGAAUGUUAUCCUGUCUGCUAUGAUGGUAAGAGAUGUUUUUAUAAUACUUUUGGUCACAUACUUAAAAUGCGUCCUGUUGGUGUCUCCGUCUGCUCUGUCAAAGCUAACGCUACCAACAGGUACAUCCUGGGACAACAGGGUAUGAACUGGGUUGAGGCUCAGAGUUACUGCAGGCAGUACCACACAGACCUGGCCACGGUGAGGAACCAAACAGAGAACCAGAUGAUCCAGGACUUGAUUCCGACUUCGAAUGCGUGGAUCGGUCUCUCCAGAGUGCCGUGGCGUUGGUCCGACCAGAGUAACUCUCCCUUCAGACUCUGGGGUCAAAAUCAGCCAAAUAAUUAUCUGGCUAAUCAGCAAUGUGUUGUCAUGUCUGAAAAGACAGGCUUAUGGGACGAUGUGUACUGUGGCAAUGAACUCUACUUCCUCUGUCACAGAGGUGAGUGUAUUCUCUUUAGAGCACUGUGGCGAUGGACACUACUUCCUCUGUCACAGAGGUGAGUGUAUUGUCUUUAGAGCAUUGUGGCGAUAAACACUACUUCCUCUGUCACAGAGGUGAGUGUAUUCUCUUUAGAGCACUGUGGCGAUGGACACUACUUCCUCUGUCACAGAGGUGAGUGUAUUGUCUUUAGAGCAUUGUGGCGAUGAACACUACUUCCUCUGUCACAGAGGUGAGUGUAUUCUCUUUAGAGCACUGUGGCGAUGGACACUAUUUAAUUGUAGUGCCCAGAGAAGCAGAGGAUUCUGCUGUCUCUUGAAAUGAUUUUGUAACUGUGUGUGUGUGUGUGUGUGUGUGUGUGUGUGUGUGUGUGUGUGUGUGUGUGUGUGUGUGUGUGUGUGUGUGUGUGUGUGUGUGUGUGUGUGUUGUUGAUUGAUUCCGGUGUAGAGAGCGUACGGAAGCAGCGUACAGUCGUCAGGAUGAAGAUCCACUCUGCUGCUGAUAUGACCAAUCCUCAAAUUGAACAGCAGGUUAUACAACAGGUGAGAGAGAGAGAGGAGAGAGAGAGAGAGAGAGAGAGAGAGAGAGAUGUUAGAGGAAUGUGAACAUCACAUCUUCCGUGUCUUCUAGCUGCAUGAUGAACUGAAGAAGCAGGUAGCGUCUGACAUCAAACUGAGCUGGACUAAGAAAGAUGGACAGAAUUUCCACAAGGAGGAAUUAGUGGAAGAGGAGGAGAAAAGGAAAGGUCGUUGUUUUUCUCUGUCUUUACAUAUUUAACCACUGUAAACCCACCGCAUCAGUGGUAUUUAAUGUCAACACACAACAUCAAUGUUAAGGUCAUUUAAUGCUGCGACAUCACUCUUUGAUAGCCCUGAAUUUCCAGGGAAUGCAAACAGAAAUGAACUUCAACAGAGUCUAAAUUACAAUAGAUUAAAUUCAUGUUAUAAGUUUUGGUCUGUAUGGUCAAUCACUUGAUGGACCAGGCUGAUGAAUUAGCUUUUGUGUUGACUCUUCCCUAGAUUCCUGUGGGUGAAGCAUGAGGACACGGGCUGCAUCCAAAUACUGCUGACUGGCAUCCCUCUCUCCCCUGCUAAUUGAGCUACCAACCAAUCAUCAUACAAGUUUAUUCCUUCAUCAAUCAAUCAAUCAAUCAACCAAUCACUAACCUUCAGAAGAGCCACUGUAUAGACGCCAUACCCGGAGUAUUAGAACAAAGCCCAGGCCUGAAUGAAGCAUGUUGCUCCAAUGGGGAGCUGCGCUGACAGAAUUCACAGUUGUUUUUUAAAUAAAAAAA
Messenger RNA from Salmo salar (Atlantic salmon), 2291 nucleotides. Lineage: Eukaryota; Metazoa; Chordata; Actinopteri; Salmoniformes; Salmonidae. The record is from RefSeq and is a predicted model, not a curated record.